This is a messenger RNA of Adineta steineri, 2034 nucleotides long. Lineage: Eukaryota; Metazoa; Rotifera; Eurotatoria; Adinetida; Adinetidae. The record is from the annotation of a GenBank genome assembly.
AUGGAUCAACAUCAGGUUCAAUACAAAUUUCUGCAUCAACUGGUUUCAGUUUAUUGGUCUGGAAAAAACAUUCGAUUAUCUAAUUCAACAUUAUUUCCAAUACAUGAACCAAUUCGAAUAGUUGCUAAUGAUUUGUAUCGUUGGUAUGGAAAUCCAUGUACAUUUAGUUAUUCAGCUGUAUUUUGGAAUUUCUCAAGAUGGGAAAAAGAAAUCGAUUGGAUGGCUAUGAAUGGUAUUAAUUUAGUUUAUGCAACAACUGGAAUGGAAUAUAUUUAUAAUAAAGUAUUUCUACGAAUGGGUUUUCCUCAAUCAGAACUUGAUGAUUAUUUUACUGGUCCUGCAUUUUUAGCUUGGUUUCGUAUGGGUAAUCUUCAAAAACAUGGUGGUCCUUUAUCGAAUCGUUGGCAUCAAACACAAUUUCAACUUGCUAAACAGAUCAUUCAAAGAAUGACUGAUAUUGGUAUUAUACCAGUUUUACCUGCUUUUACUGGCUUUAUGCCACGUACGGCACCAUCACGUUUUCCUUCAGCUCAGUUUCAUAAUUCAUCGGAUUGGGUUGGUUUUGGAUGUAAUGAAUCAUGUUUACCAUAUCUGGAUCCAACUGAUUCAUUCUUUCAAAAAGUUGGAGUUGAACUAUUAAAUGAAACAGUCACUCUACUUAACUUAACAUCUCAUUUUUAUGCUUGUGACUUAUUUAAUGAGAUGACACCACCAACUAGUGAUCUAGAAUAUUUGGCUGAUGUGAAUGCAGGUAUUUUUCAAGCAAUGAAAACAGUUGAUCCAAAUGCUGUUUGGGUUAUGCAAGCUUGGUUAUUCCUUUCAGAUUUUUGGAAACCUGAUCGAGUUCAAAGUUAUCUUAGUAAAGUUCCUAUAGGUCAUCUAAUUCUUCUCGAUCUAUUUUCUGAAGCAGCUCCACAAUACUCACGUUUUGAAUCCUUUUACGGUCAUUAUUACAUAUGGAAUAUGUUACAUGACUUUGGUGGAAAUAAUUUUCUCUUUGGUUCACUUGUUAAUGUUACUAAAGGUCCACAAACAGCACGUGAUUUUUCAGGUAAUCAAAUGAUUGGUGUUGGUAUUACUAUGGAAGGCAUUAAUCAAAAUGAAAUAAUGUAUGAAUUUGCUCUUGAACAAUCAUGGCGUAGUGCACUGAAUGAUACAGAAUUAAGUGAUUGGCUUGUCGGAUUUGUUAUGCGUCGUUAUGAGAGUGAUCAUCCAGUACCUAGUUCAGCACUAUAUGCAUGGCAAUUACUAGGUGAUUCCGUUUAUGGAAAGAAUCCUAAUGGUGAUUCAUCAGUUAUGUUAUCUCGACCUGAACUUGAUGGUGAACAAGAUAUUAAUUUUGAUCUAAAAUCAUUGUUUUCAGCAUGGGAACUAUUAGUUGAUGCAUCAUAUGAAGUUCACUCAGAUUUAUUUCGAUAUGAUUUAGUCGAUAUAACUAAAGAAGUUCUUCAGUAUAAAUUUUAUGAUGUUUAUACUAAAUUAAUAUCUGCUUUCAAUAACAAAGAUCUUUACGGAGUUAGUACUCAAGCAGCUAUUCUUGUUGAUAUAUUAGCUGAUACUGAAUUAGUAUUAGCUUCUGAUCGUCGAUUUCUGUUAGGAAAUUGGGUUAAUGACGCAUUACAAUUUGCUCAAAAUGAAGAAGAUAUACAUUUUUAUAAUUUUAACGCCAAACUUCAAGUAUCGAUCUGGGGAAAUAAUUAUACUCUAGAAUUAUAUGAUUAUGCAAAUAAGUUUUGGUCAGGAAUGAUUCGAGAUUAUUAUGCACCACGAUGGUAUGUUUUCUUUGAUAUUUUACUGAAAUGUCUUGUUGAAGGUCAUCCAGUGAAUCAGAAGGUUUUGAAUGAACGGUUAUUUCUAGAAGCUGAAUUACCAUUCUUUAUGUUAGACACAAAAGUUUAUCCAACAACUACACAAGGUGAUUCAAUUACAAUUGCUCGUGAAUUAUUUAAUAAAUAUCAUUUAUCUUUAAAUGAAAUUCAUUUACCAGAAAAAUCUUCGAAAAAGAAAUUUCCAUUUAAAUAUCAUUUUGAUUAG